Armigeres subalbatus is the source of this 1605-nucleotide messenger RNA. Its product is annotated as neuropeptide FF receptor 2-like. The record is from RefSeq and is a predicted model, not a curated record. Bases 239 to 1525 code for a protein of 428 amino acids. Gene Ontology annotation, biological process: G protein-coupled receptor signaling pathway. Gene Ontology annotation, molecular function: neuropeptide receptor activity; neuropeptide binding. The transcript has 6 exons. Gene Ontology annotation, cellular component: plasma membrane; neuron projection. Lineage: Eukaryota; Metazoa; Arthropoda; Insecta; Diptera; Culicidae.
UAAAUCCGGCGAUAUGGAAGAAAAACAGACUCUGGCGUGGUAUACCUACUAUUUUAUUAUUCGGAAAAUGUUCUAUAAAUAAAAGUAUCUGUACUCUCCGAGUAACUGGAAUUUAUAUGCUCUUUGCGUUGGAUUAAGCAGAUGAUUGGAUUUUUCGCCAGUCUUUUGUCAGAAUCUCGAUUGGAAAGUAGUGAUUACUGUGUAGUGAGGUACAAAACAAUUUUGGGACCUAGUAGCGAUGAAAACCGGCUUCAGUUUACAACCAGAAGAUGCAUCCCUUCAAAGAGUCCCCGCCCCAAGAUUUUUCUGGGCCAUGCCAGUUGCGAUCAACACAUCGCAAUACUCCUACCCGUUGGAAGUGUGGGAUCAAAUACCCGAUAAAGAUAUUAUUUUGAAGCUAUCGAUUUUGAUACCGAUUGUGCUGUUUGGUAUUCUUGGCAACGUGUCCCUACUGGAGAUUAUUUUCACCAACCGAUCACUGCGCACGCCGACGCAUCUGCUGAUCGCUAAUCUUGCUCUCAUUGAUCUGGUUACUUUAUUGGUUUGUCCUCCAGUGUUCAUAUUGCAUGAUAUUCAUCAAAGUUAUGUUCUGGGACCUAUCGGGUGCAAACUUGAAGGUUUUAUUGAAGGUGGACUACUCAUCACCUCGGUGCUAGCAUUAUGUGUCGUCAGCUACGAUCGUUUGGCAGCCAUUGUACUGUCCAGGAAGGCAAGAUUUAAAAUGACUAGCGUUAGCAUAGCUUCGGCAAUUUGCUGGAUUCUGGGAUUCGUCGCUGCAUUGCCUUUAUCAAUCUAUCGAAACUACAAAGAACGUAACUGGAGUAAUUUUCGAGAAACAUUUUGCUCAGAAGAUAAACAUGUGAUGCCGCUAUAUUGGGACUACAUCGUAGUUUUGUUGGUUUGGCUCCCGCUGUGUGUAAUGCUGAUUACUUACACUACUAUUCUAUAUAAGCUAGAUCGCUAUGAAAGAAAAGCAAUGAAUCGAGAGCAUCCGAUGGUGGUGCGGUAUAAAAGCCGAGUGGCGAAGACCCUAUUUAUAGUUCUGAUAACCUUCGUGGUGGUGAGGAUACCUUUUACCGUUAUGCUUCUGAUUUACUACAAAGAUGUGGAUGACGGUAAUAGGUUUGAGAUAAGUGAAAGUUUCAUCAUGCUGUGGUGGAUCGCCAAAGUGGCGUUUAUAUUUCUGUACUCUGCAAUGAAUCCGGUCAUUUAUGGUCUCACCAAUAGGACGUUCAGAAAAGCAUUCAAAGAUUCGGUCAUUUUGGGAACGCUUCUACGCUUCACUGACGAUGAAGAAGGCACAGAAAAACUUAGAAAUCACAGGAUUCUCUCAUUCUCCAAGAAAACACGUACUGAUGGAUCAAUGUUAUACAGAGAAGCAAAAAGGCGACCUAUUGCAAAUUGGUUGAACUCUACAAUCAGAUGGAAAGAUAAGCGUGCUAGUGAAAGGAUCCCAGAAACCAAAACCCCAGAAGCUGACGGCACACAAUCUUCGGAAACAGCACAAAAUGUUCCGAAGCGAUAAAUAAACAAUCGUAUCAUUCUUGUACAUAUAUUUAUCACCAAUCGUAAAAGCAAUAAAGAAGCAUCAAUUGUCUUUUGUUA